This is a messenger RNA of Pelobates fuscus (common spadefoot toad), 793 nucleotides long. It is a transcript of the gene TMEM141, whose product is annotated as transmembrane protein 141. The transcript has 5 exons. Lineage: Eukaryota; Metazoa; Chordata; Amphibia; Anura; Pelobatidae. The record is from RefSeq and is a predicted model, not a curated record. Bases 85 to 456 code for a protein of 123 amino acids.
ACCCCGGAAGUAGGAAGUUGUGACUUUGUUUUGCGUUCCACAGAGUGACAAGGAGAAUUUGACUUUGAGAAAUCCACCUGAAGGAUGGUGACCGUGGGCCUGUCACGAGUGGAUGAUGCAGUGGCUGCUAAGCACCCGGGAUUAUCAGAAUAUGCUGGCUGUCAAUCUCAUGCCUUUAUGAAAGGUAUUGGAACAUUCAUAACAGGUUCAGGAGCCGCACUGUUUACCCAGAAAUUGCUGAAUACCCGUCUGCCUUAUCCAUUGCAGUGGAGCAUUCUUAUAUCUGUGGUUGCAGGGUCCGUCGCCAGUUAUGCAGUGACCAGAAGAGAGACUCAGAGAUGCUCUGACUUGUGGAUUUAUCUGGAAACUGGAGACACACCACAACCCCUCGACAAAGAAAAACCUCACGAAAAUCCAGCUCUGGGGAAAACCAAAUAUGGUGAUCACAUGGACUGAGGCAGAUGAUUUCAUCGGGAACAAUAAUGGAAUUGUCUAUGAGAGAAAAUCUUAGGAUUUUUCUUCACUGUGUGAGGACAGAUAAUGGGGAGCAAUGCAUCGUGGGAAAUCUACGCAGGGGGUUGUUUAUUGCGCCUGUGGGUAAAUGCUAAUGAUAAAAUGUUUCUUCCCAAAAUGGCUUUUCUCUGACUGUAUGUGCAGGUUGUGACAUGGAUCCCCUGGAGACAGGACCUCCCAUGCACUCCAGAUCUGAUGUUCCUUUCACAGUGAUGUACGCACAGGGCCUACGCUAAGGAAACGUAACCAAUACAUAGAGAGAAGGACAUGUUACACAGCG